CGCUCGCGGCAGAUUCGGGUUACAGUAUACUGCGUGCGCGCGCGCGUGUGCGCUCGUGUUCAUGAACGUCGGAUGGUGGCUGGAGGAGGAAAAGCGUGUUUACACAGACGGGCCGAGCGCCUGGGGAAUAGCGCACGGCGAGAGGAAGUGAGCCGGCUCGCUGUCUGCCUGCACCAACUUCCUGCUCAGAGAGAGAGAGAGAGAGAGAGCGAAGAGAGAGAGAAAACAGUCGGGAUCCCAUUACAGUCCGACUGAGAGCUGCCGAGACGGCCGACAGCAUGGAAAAACAGCGCAUUAUACGGAAUUCUUUUUAAUAAAGCGAAAAGGGAGCCCAAAAAAGCCUGACCGUUACGCAGAGAUAUGGAGAGUGCUAUCACGCUGUGGCAGUUUCUGCUGCAGCUACUCCUGGACCAGAGCCAUAAGCACCUGAUUUGCUGGACGUCCAACGACGGCGAGUUCAAGCUGCUCAAAUCGGAAGAAGUCGCCAAACUCUGGGGCCUCCGCAAGAACAAGACCAACAUGAACUACGACAAACUUAGCCGAGCACUACGCUACUACUAUGACAAGAACAUCAUCAAGAAGGUGAUUGGCCAGAAGUUUGUGUACAAGUUUGUCUCGUUCCCUGAUAUACUGAAGAUGGAUCCCCAAGUGGUGGAGCUCGGGGGUCGGGAAGGGGGUCACAUUGCAGGGGGUGUCAUGUUGCAGGAGGUGGAGUCGGAUUGCGGCGAGGGGGAGGAGUCUCCAAAGCUGUCGCUGUCGUCGCUGAGAAGCCCCGCCUGCAGGAACGAGUAUCGCCACUCCGGUCUGUACUCGUCCUUCACAGUCAGCUCCCUCCAGAGCCCGCCUCCUCUGCUGCGUCCAAUCAAAGUCGAGAAGCAGCGAGGGGGCGAACGAGGGGAGGAGGGACAAACGGUGAUUCGCUUUGUCACUAAUCGAUCAGAAAAGGUCGUUCCCCUGGCUUCCUCGCCGCCACCUGCCUCCGCGGAGGUCUUCUUCGCUUCAAAAACCUCCCCUUGUUCGUCCCGUAGCCCCUCCCCUUCUCACAGCCCCGUCUACACGCUGCGGCCGGAGCGCAGCCCGGAGGCUCGCAUAGACGAAUCAGAGCAGAGCGUUCAGCCUCUAAAUUUAUCAUCCAGCCACAGGGAACGAGCCCAGAAUCGGGCCACACCCCCCGAGAGGAGGGCCGGUAGCAACGGACUGCCUCCCAAAGCUCGGAAACCCAAAGGGCUGGAAAUCUCCGCCCCUUCCAUACUGCUUUCAGGAAGUGACUUGGGCUCCAUCGCCCUCAACAGCCCAGCACUGCCCUCAGGGUCACUCACACCAGCCUUUUUCACUGCACAGACUCCCUCUGGCUUGCUGUUGACGCCCAGUCCUCUCCUGUCCUCCAUUCAUUUCUGGAGCAGCCUGAGUCCCGUGGCCCCUCUCAGCCCCGCCAGGCUACAGGGCCACGGGUCACUCUUUCAGUUCCCGACCCUGCUGAACGGCCCGCUCCCGGUACCCCUCCCCAACCUGGACUCAUCUUCAUCCUCCUCCUCCUCCUCCUCUCUCCUCCUCUCCUCCGGCGCCCAGAAAUCCUGAUUUCUGGACACUCCACACAUCACCCCACCCACACCCCCACCUCUCCAGAGUCGUACCUUUGCUCUCACACUAAGAAGGAAUUAAGGACCUUCCUGCCGUUUUUGAGCCAGACUGCACUUCGCCCCCUCGCGGCCACCCUUCGGUUCUGCCGGACUUCGCUUUCUUCUGUAACUCAGGCUGCAGUCCAAACAGCUCACCAAAAAAAAAAAAAAAACAAACAAA
Puntigrus tetrazona (Sumatra barb) is the source of this 1800-nucleotide messenger RNA. It is a transcript of the gene elk3, whose product is annotated as ETS transcription factor ELK3. Gene Ontology annotation, cellular component: nucleus. NCBI's taxonomy places the organism in Eukaryota, Metazoa, Chordata, Actinopteri, Cypriniformes, Cyprinidae. The record is from RefSeq and is a predicted model, not a curated record. Gene Ontology annotation, biological process: cell differentiation; regulation of transcription by RNA polymerase II. Gene Ontology annotation, molecular function: DNA-binding transcription factor activity, RNA polymerase II-specific; sequence-specific DNA binding.